Molecule: messenger RNA, 927 nt
Organism: Tetranychus urticae (two-spotted spider mite)
Lineage: Eukaryota; Metazoa; Arthropoda; Arachnida; Trombidiformes; Tetranychidae
Gene: dnk
Product: deoxynucleoside kinase
Biological process (GO): nucleobase-containing compound metabolic process
Cellular component (GO): cytoplasm; mitochondrion
Molecular function (GO): deoxynucleoside kinase activity; ATP binding
Source: RefSeq, a predicted model, not a curated record
CAUCCUCCUACCAUAGCAUCCUUAUUCACAUUUAUACUCUCAAUUAUGCUCUAAUCUAUUUUAUUUUAUACUUUAACUGUUCUAAUUCAUUAUUUUGUCAAUUAAUAAUCAUUAAAAAAUUGUAAAAUGGUUCAUAUAAUUAUCGAAGGAAACAUUGGAGUCGGAAAAACAAGUUUACUUGAAGCCAUGAAGGAAACAUACGGUUCCAGUGUCAAGGUAUUCCCUGAGCCGGUUAAAAAGGUUCAAUGUUGUGCAGGUGAAAAUCUUCUAUCGUUAAUGUACAAUGACCCAAAACGAUGGUCAUUUACCUUUCAAAAGGCAAUUGCUUUAGCGAUGAUGAAGAUUCACAUGGAAGCCAGAAAGACUACCGAUGCUCAUACAGUCACAGAGAGAUCAAUUUUUGGAACCAAAAUAGUCUUUGUUGAACAUCUCAAAAACAAAGGCCUCAUAACCAAAAUGGAACACUGGCUACUAGAGGAUGAAUUUAAUUUUUAUGUUACUCAGUUGAAGGUAAAUCCUGAUAUAAUUGUUUAUCUUCGAGCCCCACCUGAAGUUUGUCUGAAGCGGAUCCAAGAACGAGGAAGACCCGAAGAGAAGAAGAUUACAUUGGAUUAUCUUAAAGGACUCCACGAUCUUCAUGAGCGAUGGUUGGCUCCAUCUUGUAACCACUGUCACAAUGAUAUCUCAGCGAGUAAAAAUGUUAUUGUCAUCGACGCAAAUCAAUCGAAGAGUCAGAUGUUGACCCAACUUAGAUCAUUUGAGGAGAAAUUAUUCAGUGCCCAGUAAAUUGGUAAUAUUGAGUUGAUUCUUGGAAACUAUCUAACAGCUCUUAAAACCUGUUUCUCGUUUAAAACCAUUUAGCAACCUGUUCCAUUGAAGAUACUGUUUAACAUUAACAAUUAUUCUUGUUUACUAAUUAAAUUAAAA